AUGGACGAUAUGCGCUCAGCUCGACUCUCGAGGGAAUGGUGCGUCUCUGGGACUACAUGUGCGAUAUCUGUUUAUGCACGUACAGGCAAGUUCAGCAUGCAGUGCGCCUUCCUGGAGAAGCAAUGGAACAAGCAGUCAAUUGUGGCCUGUGGAUCGGAGGACAACCGUAUUUUGAUGUGGAAUGUGGGCUCACAGGAUGUAACUUCUGUCUUGACCGGACACGACCAUCCAGUACUUGCACUCGCAGCCCAUCCGACUCACGCACUGAUGGUAUCGGGCUCCAAUCGAGACAUCAAGAUGUGGACUCCAAGUGUUGAAGCUGAUGGCGAUAGUAACAUGGAGAGCAAUGGCACAAAGGACCUAUCCAAGUUCAAGUUUAUUGAAAAGCCAGCUGGUUUUUCAAGAAGUGUGGUAUCUGUUUACCACACAGGCUUUGCUAUUGCGAUUGGCUAUUUUAAACAGGUUUUAGCGCUAGUUGGUCUAAUUCCAAUCUAUUUUAAGAAUACGUCGGCUUCUCAGGGUACUUAG
This is a messenger RNA of Phytophthora nicotianae INRA-310, 528 nucleotides long. RefSeq lists its product as hypothetical. The coding region runs from base 1 to 528 and encodes 175 amino acids. Gene Ontology annotation, molecular function: protein binding. The record is from RefSeq and is a predicted model, not a curated record. The transcript has a single exon. Lineage: Eukaryota; Oomycota; Peronosporomycetes; Peronosporales; Peronosporaceae.